CAUAGUUCAGUGUAUUACGUGAACUGAAGUAACAGUGAUGAGUUACUGAACUUGUCUACUUCCUUCUGGAUAAAACUUGUUUAGUGAAUCACAGCGGGCUCUGGAUCCAAAAUGACUAGAAUGGCAAUAUAUAUGUAAUUUCCAUUAGCGGUAAAUGUUGUGUUGUACCUUGGAAGUUCGGUCAUUAGAACUGUAAAAAUGGCGACACCCACGUUCUUUCAUAGCCACCAUCAGCAUCAUCACCAGCAACACAAACAACAAUACCCAGCACUGCACCCCAUGACACCCUCUAAUCCAAGUUCACCACCACCUUCACUAUCGACAUCUCGACCCACGAUCCAAUAUGCAAUCUUCGCUCAUUAUUCCUCUACUGCUACUGCUUUUCUGCUCUGCUGCAUCUGGGUUUGGCUCCAUGGGCCCAAUCGCAGCUGCUUUAGGUGAUGACGGAUUCUUCUGCGCCAUUGAUGCCGGCGGAACGCAGGAAGUCAUCUGCUGGACCAAGAACAAUAGCUCCCUCUCAGCACCCAUGUCUGGGUCAUCAUCGUCAGCCGCAUCUGCAUUUUCUAGUAGUAUUCCCCCGAUGGCCGCCCUAUCUGGAGGCGAAGGGUUUCUGUGCGGCAUUGCGGCGAACACUUCACAAGCAUUGUGUUGGAACUCCUUUUCUUCAGAUCUUGUCCCUUCUACCUAUCGAACCGUUGCUUAUUGCCACAUUGCUGCUGGCAAGAACCAUGUGUGUGCUAUCAGAGGUGCUUACUACUCCGAUAACGAUUCGGGUACCGUUGAUUGCUGGGAUAUCGUGAGACAUUCGAAUAAUAGUUUAAGAGCUAAAGAAAGUAGUCUGUUUUAUAAUCAAUCUAUAAGUAACCUUGUUUUGAAGAAGGUUGUGUCUGGUGAUGGGUUUAGUUGUGGUGGAGUGAAAGGAGGGAUUGUUUGUUGGGGACCAAAUUUGACGAGUUUGGGAAUGCCUGUGAUGACAGAGAAUUUUGCUGUUCUAGCUUCAGGGAGAGGUUCUCUUUGUGGGAUCUUGGAAGGAUCUCGUAAAGUUGAAUGUGGGGGUGGUAAUGCUGAUUCGUUUCUAGGUCCUCCCGUUGGGAUUGGGUUUGUGUCCUUAUCAGCUGGUCCUAACCAUUUUUGUGGUAUAAGAGAAGAUAAUCAUGCUGUUGAGUGUUGGGGAAGCUUCAAUUUGUCAUUGAAUCCAAAGGGUGGUUCAGGAUUCAUGGCCAUUGCUUCAUCUGAUUUUACUACAUGUGGGAUCAGGGAGGAUGAUCUGGUUCUUGAUUGCUCGUUUGUUAAUGCCUCCAUGCUGCCAGAGUUUAAUCCUCCAUUAGAGUUGUGCAGUCCAGGUCUUUGUAGCCCUGGUUCUUGUGGUGAGGGAGAGUUUGCAUUCAAUGCAAGUCUGCUAAACGAGGCAGAUUUGACAAGUUUAUGCGUUAGAAAAGAUUUAAAGAUUUGUUCUCCUUGUGGGUCAAAUUGUACUGAAGGGUUCUUCUUGUCUAGUCAAUGUACUGCAAAUGCUGACAGAGUAUGCACCCCUUGCACUCUUUGCCAGAACAGUUCUUGUUGGGAGGUUUGUGGGCUAAAAUCCACACCUGAGAAGCAUUGGGAUCACUGGCAUAGAUUAGCAAUCAUAAUUGGGUCUUGUGCUUCUGUUUUCAUUUUGAUCUUGAUGUGCUGGUGUCUUCUUCCUUAUCUGAUUGGGACUCGGAAAGAAGAAGGGGGUAAAAAGCAUUUUAAAUCUUGCAUUGGAAAGCCAGAGUUGGAAACUGACAAUAUUGCCAAUAACCUUUCUCCUUCUGUGGCUUCAUGUCCUGGUAUGGCUCAAGUUUUUCGACUUUCAGAGCUCAAAGAUGCCACCAAUGGAUUCAAGGAGUUCAAUGAACUUGGCCGGGGAAGUUAUGGUUUUGUUUACAAAGCAAUCUUGGCAGAUGGGCACCAAGUUGCUGUGAAGAGGGCCAAUGCUGCCACAAUAAUACAUACCAGUAGCCGGGAUUUUGAAAUGGAGUUAGAAAUCCUCUGCAAAAUCCGCCAUUGCAAUAUUGUAAACUUGCUGGGUUACUGCUCAGAGUUGGGAGAGAGACUGCUUGUUUACGAGUAUAUGCCCCGUGGAACUCUUUACGACCAUCUUCAUAGUGGGCUUUCUCCUCUGAAUUGGAACCUCAGAUUAAACAUUUCAAUGCAGGCUGCAAAGGGGCUACAGUACCUGCACAAGGAAUUUGUGCCUCCGGUUGUCCAUCGGGACAUUAAGACCUCAAACAUUCUUCUAGAUUCCGAUUGGGGAGCACGAAUUGCAGAUUUUGGCCUUCUUACAUCAAAUGAAAAGGAUCUUAAUGAAGAAAUGAAGAAUGAUGUUUACAACUUUGGGAUUGUACUGCUGGAGAUUCUUAGUGGAAGAAAAUCAUAUGAUGUAGAUUAUACACCCCCAAGUAUAGUUGAGUGGGCAAUACCCUUAAUCAAACUGGGUAAGGCAGCUGCCCUUAUUGAUCAGUAUGUGGCUCUUCCGAGAAACGUCGAGCCUCUCCUUAAACUAGCUGAUAUAGCAGAGCUAGCAGUCAGGCAAAAUCCUAGUGAGCGUCCUACAAUGUCAGUGAUAGCAACAUGGCUGGAGCAAAUUGUGAAGGAAGGACUUAUCUUGUAGUCUUGAAGCUGAGUCCUCAGCUUGCACAAGAUGCAACUGACGGCCAGCCAAAGAAAGUAGGCAUUUCAGGAAUUUUGGUGAGUACUGCUAUUUUGGAAUUGUACAUUUGUAUUCAAAUCUUUCUGCAGCAAUGCAAUGCAUCAUUUGAUAGUCAUGAUGUUGAUCCUCUUUGUAUGCGAUGAGAUUCUUUUCUAGGCUCUAUAUGUUCUCAUAGUGUAUGUCCAAGGGGAGGAAGUUGAUUCUAAAGAGGAUGUAAAAAGCCACUGUAUUCUACCAUGAGGAUUUCCUCUCCACAUAUUAUAUUGGAGUAAGGUCUCUAUA
Tripterygium wilfordii is the source of this 2956-nucleotide messenger RNA. RefSeq names its product serine/threonine-protein kinase-like protein CCR1. Gene Ontology annotation, biological process: protein phosphorylation. The transcript has a single exon. Bases 344 to 2635 code for a protein of 763 amino acids. The record is from RefSeq and is a predicted model, not a curated record. Gene Ontology annotation, molecular function: ATP binding; protein binding; protein kinase activity. Lineage: Eukaryota; Viridiplantae; Streptophyta; Magnoliopsida; Celastrales; Celastraceae.